UACUCUAUAAUUAAAGCUGAUGAUUGAAGCAAAAGAUUGAAUUCGCAUUUUUGUUCUCCAAGUGAUAUAUAAAUAAAUUAUUCGUUUAAGAGGAAAAAUAUACCAAUCAAAAACUAUAAAAUCUUCACUGCUGCGCAUUACAUGUCAUAAUAUAGUUUAUCUAUUUAUAGUCAUUGUAGUCCAAUUUAUACUCGCUGUCAGAAAGAUUGUUAUUGUUUAAAGUUAAGAUAUAUUAUUUAUAUCAUAUAAUAAUUAACAGUAGUAGUUGUGAAGAUAUUAUAAAGUUGUUGUGUAUUCUUUUUAUAAGGUUAAAAACAUGAAUGACGAAGAUAUUUUAACAACCCUUAAAAUACUGAUUAUUGGAGAAAGUGGUGUGGGUAAAUCGAGUUUACUUCUACGUUUCACUGAAGACAACUUUGAUCCUGAACAAACAUUAACUAUUGGAGUAGACUUUAAAACAAAAAGAAUAUGUGUUGAUGGAAAUCCAGUUAAACUAGCCAUUUGGGACACUGCUGGUCAGGAACGGUUUAGGACAUUAACACCUUCAUAUUACAGAGAUGCACAGGGAGCUAUUCUGGUCUUUGAUGUUAGCAGCUACACAACAUUUGCCAAAUUAGAAACUUGGUUAAAUGAAUUGGAAACUUAUUCUACAAAAAGUAAUAUUGUUAAAAUGAUAGUGGGUAAUAAAAUAGAUAUGGAAAAUAGAGAAGUCACUAGAGAAGAAGCAAUGAAAUUUGCAAGAAGGCAUCAAACAUUAUACAUAGAAGCAAGUGCAAAAACAAGAGAUGGAGUGGAAUGUGCAUUUGAAGAACUAGUACACAAGAUAAUUCAAACACCUGGCCUUUGGGAGUCAUAUGAUGGAAACAACAUUCACAUAGGAGAAAAAGAUCAUCCACCACAAUCAAAUUGUGCUUAUUGUAGUCUAGUCUAAUAUAGUAAUAAAAUGUAAAUACUAACCAUGUACAUGUAUAUAAUAUUAAAAUAUUUUUUAACCAAUGUAAUUCAACUUUAAUUUUGAGAUAAUUUAUAUUUAAUUUAUUAACAGAUACUUUAUAUCUUUUUUAUAAUUCAAUAAAAUUAGAGCUAAUUGUUGCA
Molecule: messenger RNA, 1095 nt
Organism: Aethina tumida (small hive beetle)
Lineage: Eukaryota; Metazoa; Arthropoda; Insecta; Coleoptera; Nitidulidae
Product: ras-related protein Rab-18-B-like
Exons: 4
Coding region: 317-931 (204 amino acids)
Molecular function (GO): GTPase activity; GTP binding
Source: RefSeq, a predicted model, not a curated record